AUGUCACCAGUGAGUUCUACCUGCUCCGAACCACCUCCUUAUUCAACAGAUCCACCACGUGUUCUUGACCCGCCUCGGCAGGGGCAGCUGCGACAACAACGUCAACAGGAACAGCAACAGCAAGGUCAAUACCAGCAAGGUCAAGGUCAACAAGCAGCACUACAGCACCAGCAAGCCCAACUAGCUCAGCAGCAGCAGCGAGCAUCACAACUUGCUUACUACCAGCAAUACCCAACAUUCCCACAAAGCUACAUACCACAACCUCAACCACAGCCCUUCUACUAUCCACCCCAGUUCCAGACUAUCCACGUCCCCGUAUAUCCCAUUCCCGGGCCCGUCUUCUACCAUUCUCCCUAUGCAGCUCCACACAUCUGCCAGGCUGCCUUUCAGCAACCUCAACCUCAACCCCUCCAAGCUCUCACUUAUCAGCCCAUCCAGCCCCUUCCGCCAGCCCAGCCUCAGCAAACCCCUCUACCAACCCAACCCCAGGAUGUGCAAAAUAACAACAACAACGACAUGCAAAUCGUCCACUCCACACAAGCAGGCUUCAUCCCGCACCCGCCAGCUAUUAUUCCUGGGAUAUCUGGUGUACAUCAGUACCCGCUUAUUGUGAGGAAGGAGGGAGACGGUCCGCCUCCACAGCCUGUGUUUAUAGAUGGGUAUGCGGAGGGUUAUGACAGGCAGGAGAGGCAGGGGUAA
Hyaloscypha bicolor E is the source of this 699-nucleotide messenger RNA. RefSeq lists its product as uncharacterized. The record is from RefSeq and is a predicted model, not a curated record. NCBI's taxonomy places the organism in Eukaryota, Fungi, Ascomycota, Leotiomycetes, Helotiales, Hyaloscyphaceae. The transcript has a single exon. Bases 1 to 699 code for a protein of 232 amino acids.